Molecule: messenger RNA, 1333 nt
Organism: Arabidopsis arenosa
Lineage: Eukaryota; Viridiplantae; Streptophyta; Magnoliopsida; Brassicales; Brassicaceae
Source: the annotation of a GenBank genome assembly
CUUCUGUGAAGUGUGCUUCUUCGAUUGGUAUUUCGAACUUGGGUUUUGCGAGAUGGGUUUGAAAUCAGCUUCUGGAGAUUCUUCGGAACGGGAAAACUGGGAAACAAUUUUCAAGAGUUUGGUCAAGAUUCUACAGACGAAACAGGACCAGCUCGAGUCGCUACUCAAAGACAGGAAGAUUCUUGAAAGUGAAAUCAAGACUAAGCACGAAAAUUGGAUCUCUGAUGUUCAAAAUUACGAGGAACAACUCUCUCUGAUGAUGAAAGAAAUUGAAACGACAAAGAUGAUUCAGUUGCUGGAAACCUCUAAAUGCAAUCUCUUGUGUGGCUUAAAGGAGAAAGAUCAUUCUCUUUGCAAUUUGAAACUAGAACAUGCGAUGGACGAGUUAAAAGACUUCAAGGCUUGGUUUGAUUUCCUCACUCUGAAUACAAAUAUGGAGAAUGAAAGUGGCAACUCAGAAGCUUCGGCUAUUAAGUCAUUGGAAGCAAAAAUCAGAAAACUGAAACUUGAGUAUGAGAAGCUUGCUUCUGAAAAGAAAUGUGAGGUAUCUGAUCUUUUACGAGAAAACGGGUUUGCGUGGAAUCAGUUCAAAUGUAUCGAGAGUGGAUUCACUGAUAAGUUAAAGAGGAAAGAUGAUGAGAUCGCGCAAGCGAAUACGAAAAUUUCUAGUCUUAUAUCUUAUCAAGAGCAGCUUCAGUCAUCUAAUCAAGAGAAGGAUGAGACUAUCUCAAGGUUAAAGGCUAAGAUGGCCGAAAUGGAGACGAAUUCUACUAAGAAAGAUGAGGAAAUCUCAAAACUCACACGGGAUCUAGAGUCUGCAAAGAAGUCUCGUGGGCUUACACCGGUUUUAACUCGAUGCACCAAACUUGAAACGCGUAGCAAUGGAAAUACGGUGGGAUCUCAUAUAUCUACUAAGAAAGAGAAGGCUGCUGCAUCAACAACAAACGAAAAGGUAAGCAAAAGGUCAAAGAGGAAAAGAGUGAACAUGACACCGGUCUCAGUUUCAGAAGUCCCAAAGCUGUUCACUUCAACUUUUAGACUUCCCAAGUUGAAGUCUCCAACUUCUGGAGCCAAAUAGAUUAUAUUUUAGUAGAUAAUUUAGGUUACUGAAAUCUGCAUGUAACCUAUUUGUAUUUAGGAUCAAUCGCCUGAUGUAUAUUGACCACACCCAUUAGCAUCUAGCAUAACUCUUACAUUAAUUUAGUUAGGAAACUCAUAUUGCAUCUAGCAGCUUGUCUUUAUUUCCUCUGUAUUAUUGUGUCUUGAAGCUUAACCAAAGAAGAAAGCAGCAAUGGCGGAACAUCUGGCAAUUCAACAAAGAUUUCAAGCGGCU